Sphaerulina musiva SO2202 is the source of this 1404-nucleotide messenger RNA. RefSeq lists its product as uncharacterized. NCBI's taxonomy places the organism in Eukaryota, Fungi, Ascomycota, Dothideomycetes, Mycosphaerellales, Mycosphaerellaceae. Gene Ontology annotation, cellular component: mitochondrion. The transcript is spliced from 5 exons. The coding region runs from base 1 to 1332 and encodes 443 amino acids. The record is from RefSeq and is a predicted model, not a curated record.
AUGGCUGUUUACUCCUUGUACAACGAGCUCCUUUGCGACCGAGUCGUGAGCCUUUCCCCCGGGGCGACGGCGGUGAGAUCAUGGCGGAAGAAGGAAGGCGGGUUCAAUCGCAUCUUCAUCAUGAACUUGGAUUCGGGAUCCAAACUGGUCGCAGAGAUUCCGUAUCCGGGUGUUGGUCUGCCGCAAAGACGAGCCACUGUAUCCGAGGUGGCCACUAAUCCAGUGGAGUGCGAGUACAUUAUCAUGACAGAAGCUCGCGGAGUCCUGCUCAGUGGUAAAUGGCCGCAGAUGACAGGGCCGCAGAGGGUGGGUUGCAUCAGUCCGAUUUUCCAAAACGUGAAGCAGCUUCAGGAUCUCGAGUUUCCUGCUUACGGGAGCCUAUAUUUCCACGAGGAAAUCUCUCUGAUAUCGACGAAGAAGUUCGACCUCGAUUGUGGGAUUUGUCUCUCACAAUACUGCGGUAUCGGAUAUUGGGACAGCGACAGUACCAGCCGUGCGCCCAUUCAUCGCGGUCCAUGGAGAGACUUGCAGGGAUUUGCGGACAGUCUGGUCGAUGUGGGCAUUGCACGUGUCCCCACUGAACUUCCUACAAUUGCAUCCGGCCCUCCCUACCAGGGCUUACCCCAAGAGCACCGUGACAUGCUCACCACGGCUCUCUCCAUCUUUCAGGCGAUAUCGACAAGCCCGAGUGUACAGAAAGCCUCAAAACCGCUCCUAUACCACCCCGAUCUCCACGCUCGCAACAUCUUCGUAUCCGAGCAUACCCCGACCCUCCAGGGCACCAGCGUAGAGCCAGCCUUCUGGCACGCCGACGUAACACCCGACUUCGCGCAUCCGAACGACGAGACAUCUGCCAAGACAUGUGCAGUAUACAUCGCCGUCUUAAUCCCCAAACUUGCGGCAGCGCAGCGCGUGGACGAGAACAUUUUCCGACCCUACCAAUACUGUUUUCGCACGUGGAAAGAUGGCAUCCCGGCUUAUCGACACGAACUGGCCGAGACGUGGGAGUGUUGGAACGAAAUGAAUGAAUUACGAGGAGUCGAUCGACCCCAGCAGCAGCAACAGACGGAUGUCAAAUUCAUCAUCACCCAAGACAAGAGAGCAUACGAUUUAUUCGUCACCGCUCAGAUGAUGAAAACGGAUUUUGCGAAUCUGUUGAACUGCGAGACGGAUGGAUGGGUGCGAGCGGAAACAUAUGAGGCGACGAAAAAAAAAAGAUACCACGAUAAGCUAUUUCACGGCGCGUUACACGCUGUGCUCGACGAUGCCAAUGAUUCCGAGGAGACGACCAAGAAUGAAGAGACGACUUUUCGAGCGCUUUGGCCGUUUUGAAUCGAAUGCAUAAAAACCGAAAUGUUAUAGCUGAAUGCGUGAUAAAUUGAUUUGUCCGCCUAUCUAAAGAGA